Molecule: messenger RNA, 1005 nt
Organism: Zea mays
Lineage: Eukaryota; Viridiplantae; Streptophyta; Magnoliopsida; Poales; Poaceae
Product: plant UBX domain-containing protein 2-like
Exons: 4
Coding region: 1-795 (264 amino acids)
Biological process (GO): carbohydrate metabolic process; DNA repair; defense response to fungus
Molecular function (GO): hydrolase activity, hydrolyzing O-glycosyl compounds; DNA binding
Source: RefSeq, a predicted model, not a curated record
AUGACGCUGGAUGGAUUUGUGUGUGGUUCUGCUGUUAUCUGGGUUACUUGUGCACCCUAUCCCCUGUUUGGUUCAGCUUCUGGGCGGCUUCUGGCCGACAGAAGCAGAAGCUGGAGCCAAACGGGUAGCUUCUCGCGCCGCUUCUCCGCGACGCGCUUCCGCAGGAAGCCUUCCGCCCACUUAACGCCCGAAGCGCCCGUCAGUUGGCUUCGGUUCGAAGCCGCGCAGGGUUGUAGCCCACGCGACGCUCCUCCGCCGCCGCGAAGCCAUCGCGCCGCCGCCGCGAACCCAUCGCACCGGCAGCUCUCCAGCUCUCCACCAGCGCCGACAGCUCUCCACCAGCGCCGCUCCGAUUUCGCCCCCUUCACGCCCCUCGUCUCCUCCUCCCGCUGUCCAGAUGCGAACGGCACCGCGGCCGCCGCCGCCGUCGCUUGCCCCAGCUGCGAAGACGCGUUCCCGUCCGAGGUCGCCGUCUCCGAGCACCUCGACGGCUGCCUCGCGUCGGCAGGGGGCGCCCGCGCGUGCGCUUCCGCGUACCUCGCCGCCGACCCGGCCCCGCCCGCGGCCUCCGUGGAGGUGGUCAAACGCCUGCUGGGCAACCUGCUGCAGGAGCCCGAGAACGACAAGUUCAGAUAUUUCUUUACUUCUUCAGAUGAUUGCUGGUCAUACGUGAAACGAGGAAAGCAGGAUCAAUUGCUGCCUGAUCCAAAGACUUUCCCUUCAGGCAUCAAAGCCCUUGCAGAUUAUGUGCAUGGAAAAGGUCUGAAACUUGGUAUAUACUCUGAUGCUGGGUAAGUGAACAUCUCAAUUAUAGAAUUACAAUUUUCUGCAUCUGCGUGCAGUUAACUUAGCAUUGACAACAAUAACUCAAUAAGAUAAAUCUUUUAAUUGGCUGUGAUGUCAGAAACAUGACUUCUGAAACAAUGGAAAUACUGAGCAACAAAGAAGUAAUUCAAGUAAACCAAGAUCCUCUUGGAGUUCAAGGAAGAAAAAUUUUAGGACAAG